Ascochyta rabiei is the source of this 690-nucleotide messenger RNA. Its product is annotated as Unspecific peroxygenase. The record is from RefSeq and is a predicted model, not a curated record. NCBI's taxonomy places the organism in Eukaryota, Fungi, Ascomycota, Dothideomycetes, Pleosporales, Didymellaceae. Gene Ontology annotation, molecular function: peroxidase activity. Bases 1 to 690 code for a protein of 229 amino acids. The transcript has a single exon.
AUGCGAGGAAUCAGCUGUAUCAAGACGAGGCCCUUUACACAUUUGACUGUCAGCAUCCAACACUUGUUCAAUACUUUCAUCUCUCAAUCUUCAAUUCUCCCCCACCGUCAUGCGUUUCUCCACAACCAGCGCUUUGUCCACAACCCUGCCCUUUGCAGCGGCAUGGCCCAACGUUAUGGAGAUGAACAGACAGAUGCAGAAACGCGAGGAGCCACCACCACACGACCCUGUCUUCAAGUCCGGACGACAAAUACUGGACUACCAGCUCUGGGUCUCGAUGCUCAAGAACAGCUUGUCAGUGUGGGCGCUGGUAGUCGCCAUGAAUUUCAAUCUCCUGGUGGAGGUGACAUUCAUGGGCAGUGCCCCGGUCUAAACGCUGCUGCCAACCACAACUUCAUUCCUCGCAACGGUCUGCUCACCACGGCACAGACUGUUCAGGGUCUUGGUGAUGCAUACAACAUGUCUCCCGGUCUUGCUCUGUUCCUUGCUGUUAUGUUAACUGCACUGGCCAGAGACCCAGUCUCGAAUCGCUGGUCAAUUGGCGGAAAGUUCACACCUACCGUCCCUUUCAUGUUUCAGGAUAAAUGGCGGAUAAGCCCAGGCCACCCACCAAAAUCACAAUGGCAAUUCCCUCAACAACACCAUGAAAACAGAUUAAUUACAGCACAACUACACAGUAUUUUUGGCUAA